UUCGAGCGAUGGCGCGCGAUUCACAUGAAAGUUUAACUGUAAACUAAAAGCCCUUGCAUCCAGAAGUGUCUGUCUAAAAUAUCUGAAUGGAUCUGGGUGACUCGAAGCUGCGGGCGGUCAGAGUCCUGGGACAGGGCUCCUUCGGCCGGGUGUUCCUCUGCUACCAGGCAGGUCGUCAGGUUUGCGUCAAGCGGAUUAUCGUUCGCAACCCCAAGACUGAGCUGGGACUCAUCAAGGAAGAGGUGUACAUCAUCUCGCAGCUGCGCCAUCCACAUAUCGUCCAGUUUCUGCGCUCGUUCACCCACGCCGGCACCGUUAACAUAGUCAUGGAAUACCUGCCCAAUGGAACUCUCAGGGAUGUGAUCCAAAAGCUACCUGCAGGCACCGGCGGCAUCCACCAGGACCGACUAUUGCGUUUCUUUCGUGACAUGGUCUUGGGCCUGGAGUAUCUGCAUAUCCGCUGCGUUAUUCAUCGCGACAUCAAGCCGGAAAACAUGCUCCUGGACUCCGAGGAUCGCGUGAAGAUAGCCGACUUCGGCAUCUCCAAUGUGCAUGCGCCGAGCACCCAAUCUCAGACGGUAAUGGGCACGCCCCUGUACAUGGCCCCGGAGGCCAUGAAUCCAACAGGCAAGGCGGGCUUUAAGUCCGAUAUCUGGUCGCUGGGAUUGGUGGUCUACGAGCUUUGCAUUGGGCACAGUCCCUUCACCGCCAUCUACGGAUCGGGAACCACGCCGGAGCAGCUUCAGAGCGUGAUUCACACAAUGUCUAGCCCCAAAUUGGAUUGCCUGCUCAUCCGGCGGUUCUACGAUCCAGUGUGGUCUCGCCUCUGCGAACUGAUGAUUGUAUACGAGCAGGAGCGCCGCAUCUGUUUGCCGGACCUGUAUCACGUGGAUGCCGCCAUUACAACGGCCCUCUAUAUGCAUUACUUUGAUUACAAAUACUAGAAAAUCCGCGAUCCAUCGUCCCGAAAUUAUUGUCACAUAUUCAGUGUUUAGGCUUAAGUAAUAAACUAUGCUAUGGACUAAGGA
Messenger RNA from Drosophila bipectinata, 1028 nucleotides. It is a transcript of the gene png, whose product is annotated as pan gu. Gene Ontology annotation, molecular function: ATP binding; protein serine/threonine kinase activity. NCBI's taxonomy places the organism in Eukaryota, Metazoa, Arthropoda, Insecta, Diptera, Drosophilidae. Gene Ontology annotation, biological process: protein phosphorylation. The record is from RefSeq and is a predicted model, not a curated record.